This is a messenger RNA of Guillardia theta CCMP2712, 749 nucleotides long. RefSeq lists its product as hypothetical. The transcript has a single exon. NCBI's taxonomy places the organism in Eukaryota, Cryptophyceae, Pyrenomonadales, Geminigeraceae. Bases 295 to 450 code for a protein of 51 amino acids. The record is from RefSeq and is a predicted model, not a curated record.
UUCUAUAUUGCUGGUUUGUAUUCAUUUCACAAAAAAAUAAUGUUCUAUUAAGGUAUCAAGGCAUGUGACGUGACGUUCUAUGAGCAAUUCCUGCAGAGACGCAUGGAAGGGGCUUGCCAUCAACACUUCCACCCUCCACUUCUUGCAAUUUAGUCAUGUAGUUGAUGGAGUUUGCAAGGGCCAACAAGUGCUUCUUUGAACGAGCAGAAAAAGUGUUGAAUUUGGCAACAUCGAUGUUUAACGUGGCGAUUUGCAGUGCCUGGUCGACGCCCUCACGUGGAGAGACGGGUAGCAAUGAGUCUGAACGCCUUGACGAAGCAGAAACUUCAGAACUCGGAAUUCUAUGGUGAGAAGGACCAUCAAUGUCGGUGGAAACGGGUAUGGCGAAUUGUGAUGAAGGCAAACAUGAAGAUGAAACCAGUAAGCCGGGGCUCCUUGAAGAUGGAUUAGCAAAUUCACAUUCUGAGGAGCUUGGCGCAGUUUCUCCUGUAACUGUUGUCGCCACAGUGACACAUGCAAUCAUUUUGCUUGCUCCAAAUCCAAAGCACGAGAGCAAGCCUUGCCUUGCUUGUGAAGAAUUCCAGCCCUUGCUCUUCACAGUUGCCGUAUUGUAGGAUCGAGGAUACGAUGGCAAGGCAGAUUACAACUCUAUCGGUUCUUACUGCACCCUUGAUGGAUCCCGUGGCGUUGAGUUUGCGACAGGAAACGAAGCACGUCGUGUCGGAUGGGGCACAGAAAAGCAAGAUCCG